Molecule: messenger RNA, 1170 nt
Organism: Eleginops maclovinus (Patagonian blennie)
Lineage: Eukaryota; Metazoa; Chordata; Actinopteri; Perciformes; Eleginopidae
Product: AT-rich interactive domain-containing protein 1A-like
Exons: 4
Coding region: 113-1108 (331 amino acids)
Source: RefSeq, a predicted model, not a curated record
GGCUCCCUAACCGUAUCACAGGUUACUCUCAAGUCCAGUCAGACCCAGUGAGCUGCUUGUUGCAAACCAUAGUGUCUGAAGAGUACGGGGUGCUGCUUUUCAGCCUAUAGUCAUGGCUCUUGGACCACUUUUCAGAGUUUCCUGGAUUUGUCUUUUGCUGUGUGACUUCACUGAAGGAUUACCAUUUUUUAAAGGGUAUGGAUAUCGAUAUUACGAUGACCCACGCAACAUGGGUAAUUAUGGAGAAGAGGGAGGGCUGAAUGCUGUUCAGAGCAACGGGCAAGCCCCAAGUUACCAACAAACUGGCUCUGGUUCAGCCAAACCUCAACAAAACCUGCAAAACACACAAGGUGCUCCUGCGAGAGAGCUUAAUAAGGUAGGCUCAACAGACUGGGGCCAGGAAAACCUUGAAAACCCAAUUGAAUUUCCUUUAAGCCCCAAAUAUCCUCAGCUUGAUUCUGCAAAUUCUCAGCAAAGCCCUGUCCAAACUCAAUCAAGACCUUCUACAAAUGGUAUACCGGCUUAUCCAGCUGGUGGGUUUACUCGUGAUGCUGGAGAAGCUGCCUAUGAGCCUGCACCAACUUUAACAUCUGAGGUUGCAACGUUUCCAAGCUUUGAGUCGUGGCAGCCUGAUCCAGCUAGUGGUCCUAACUCGGCUAACCAGAACGUAAACUCUGGCUCUAUUGAAAGUGGCUCACGAAACAUCCCUCAUCUUGUGUUUGAAGAAGUCUUUCAAUAUCCUUCUAAGAUUAUUGAGACCUCCAAUACUGCAGGAGGGUAUGCUCAGGCUGAGGGCAAGUGGCCUUCAACAGGAUCCGCUCCACCACCAGUAGGGCCCUCAUUCCCCAGGAACCCAACAAAUGAAGGAGCCCAACCUGUCCAGCGAGAUGAUGAAAAGCCACCAAAACCAGUUGCUAGCCCUAGGAAAGCUUUGGCUCCCCAGAGACUGAAUGAACCGAUCCGUCAAAGCUAUAUCAUCCAGUCCAGAAACCGCUACCAGCAAGCCAAGUAUAAACACUCCAACACCAGGUACACUCCAGAAUUUCCCUCUCCAAUCCCUGUAAGCACAAACGGUGUUGCAGCUCAACCAGCUGCCCCAAAGAUGUAAAGAACCCAUGACGAAUGUGGUGUCCUCCUGAAAAAACUAAAUAAAACUCUUUGAAACUUAAA